CCCUCGGUGCAGGGGAGGCAACUUGGAGUUUGGAUUGCCACUGCUGGGGGAAAAAAGAUGUCUUUUUGACCAGGAGGUUCAAGCUUUCCCUGCUGAAUCAUAACACCUUGGCACGGAGCUAUGACAAGGGAGGGGAAAAAAGCUCAAAGAGCAAGUCUGCCUUGAGUCAGGAGGCUCGCUGGCAGGCUAGCCGGCCGGAAGAUCUGAGGAGAGUGGCAGCAGCCAAGGAGGAGCAGUGAAAUCAGGCAAGGCAGCCAACAGGCCGGCGGCUUAGCAGGGGAGGAAGCAGGACCCCUCCUCUCCUCUUCUCCUGCAAUGGGGUGGCUGGAAGACCCAAGCUGGCAGCUUCACGUUCAGUUUUCUUUGCUCGUUCUGCUGUCCAUGCACACAAGGGCCAAUUUCCUUGACAAUAUGCUUUUGCGAAGUUCGGGAAAGUUGAAUGUGGACAGCAAGAAGGAAGACGGUGUCAUCACAGCCCCCACCCCUCGGCCAAAGGUCUUGCAAUGCAAAUGCCACCAUCACUGUCCUGAAGACUCGGUCAACAAUAUUUGCAGCACAGAUGGCUACUGUUUCACUAUGAUAGAAGAAGAUGAUUCUGGGAUGCCUGUGGUCACUUCUGGAUGUCUGGGAUUGGAGGGCUCUGACUUUCAGUGCCGGGACACUCCUAUUCCUCACCAAAGGAGGUCAAUUGAAUGUUGCACAGAACGGAAUGAAUGCAAUAAAGACCUUCACCCUACACUGCCUCCAUUGAAAAAUCGAGAAUUUGUUGAUGGAUCCAUACACCAUAAGGCCUUACUGAUAUCUGUGACAGUCUGUAGCUUCCUUUUGAUCCUUAUAAUUCUAUUCUGUUAUUUCAGGUAUAAAAGACAAGAAGCUAGACCUCGCUACAGCAUUGGACUGGAACAGGAUGAGACUUACAUCCCUCCAGGGGAAUCCUUGAAAGAUUUAAUUGAACAAUCUCAGAGUUCAGGAAGUGGAUCGGGGCUCCCUCUGCUGGUCCAAAGGACUAUAGCUAAGCAGAUUCAGAUGGUGAAACAGAUUGGAAAAGGUCGCUAUGGGGAAGUUUGGAUGGGAAAGUGGCGUGGUGAAAAGGUAGCUGUGAAAGUGUUCUUCACCACUGAGGAAGCCAGCUGGUUCAGAGAGACGGAAAUAUAUCAGACGGUCUUGAUGAGGCAUGAAAAUAUUUUGGGAUUUAUUGCGGCAGACAUCAAAGGCACAGGAUCCUGGACCCAACUCUACCUAAUCACAGACUACCAUGAAAAUGGGUCCUUGUAUGAUUAUCUGAAGUCCACUACCCUAGAUACCAAAGCAAUGUUAAAAUUGGCCUAUUCUUCAGUCAGUGGCUUAUGCCACUUGCAUACAGAGAUCUUUAGCACUCAAGGAAAACCAGCAAUUGCACAUCGUGAUCUGAAAAGUAAGAACAUCCUGGUGAAGAAAAAUGGAGCAUGCUGUAUAGCUGAUCUCGGAUUGGCAGUUAAGUUUAUUAGUGACACCAACGAAGUAGACAUCCCACCCAACACUCGAGUUGGCACCAAACGUUACAUGCCACCCGAGGUGCUGGAUGAGAGUUUGAACCGGAACCACUUCCAGUCCUACAUCAUGGCAGACAUGUACAGUUUUGGCCUUAUUCUGUGGGAAAUCGCCCGGAGAUGUGUAUCUGGAGGAAUAGUAGAAGAAUACCAGCUUCCCUACCAUGACCUGGUACCCAGUGACCCCUCCUAUGAAGAUAUGAGGGAGAUUGUGUGCAUCAAAAAGCUCCGUCCAUCUUUUCCCAACAGGUGGAGUAGUGAUGAGUGUCUACGGCAGAUGGGGAAACUCAUGACUGAAUGCUGGGCCCACAAUCCUGCAUCUCGUCUCACAGCCCUUCGGGUUAAGAAAACACUUGCCAAAAUGUCAGAGUCACAGGACAUUAAGCUCUGAUUGAAAGGAGAAAGUAACAUCUGGAGAUAGCCAACACAUUUUUUUUUUUUUGCUCGUGUUGGCAAAGCAGAAGAUGUUAAAAGGGUUUCCAUAGUACAAAUCUUGAAUGACAUCCUGCUCCUGAGCAGGGUCAGGACACUUGCUCUCAGGGAAGACCCUGGACAAAGAGUGACAUUGCCAACCACAGGUUCGAGGGGCCUGUUUGCAGGAAGGGAAGACCACUCGAGUAACUGAUGCAAAAAUGAUACAUGCUGCUUUCUGUGAAAGCCUUGUAUUGGGGGAUUUUUAAAGAAAAAAAUUUUAAUUUUUUUUUUCAAAAUAAAAAUAUAUAUUGUUAUGGUCAGAACAGAACACAGAGGACAGCUACCCAAAAAACAGUGCCUGCAGGGAAAACCAGAAUAUCUCUCUUUUCCAUUUGUGAGAAUAUGGCAUUCCAAGCAAACCUAAAGAUGCCCAUGAUGUUUUAGAAGUUGUUCCACAUCUUUAAAGCCACCUGUCUCCUGUCUCCAAAGACCACUUUCCCAGCCCCCAGAUGUGGCGAUUGCACUUGCAGAGGUCAGCCUCCCCGCUAGCAUAACUAGCCACCGACUGGUGGCUCACCACCUUGUCACAUAGCUGCAGGUGUCCUUUGGCAGUUUCACAGAUAUGUGAAAGCACAGCACCAAUGCAGUUUGUAGGACUUGAGUCAGAGUAAGUGGGUGGCACUGGGAUUGUUUAGAAACUCUCAGGUUUCUGAUUGUAUUAGACAGUUACUAACAAAAACACUCCCCUUUCAUUAAACCCAAACAGAGAUUUUUCUUUUCUUCUUUAAAAAUUUUUAAUUGUAUAAGUGACUGAAGACUUCAUCACAAAUAUAGCUCUCUCUGCAGGAAACAUCAAUAGUAAGUGAAACUAUCAUUAGUUGGGAUGAAGGGAAAACCUGUUGGGAGGGAGAUUCUGCUUUUUGUUGUUGAGUAAGCAAAGUAAGUAUGCUGGUUUUUUUAUAUGUUUAAAAGAGCCAAACUUAGAAGCACACAGAGGGAGGUGGCUGGGGAAGAAUUGGUGGGGUUUUAUCGAUGGAAUUCUAACUUCAAAUAUAGAGAGACAGCCUUCCAAAGAGACAGAAGAGAACUUAGGAAAGCCCCCAGAUAUGAUGGCUGCUGGGAUUUGUUCCUUUGGUACAUGUAUAGUAUUUCUGUAUCCCAGGGGAUAGUAUAUUUUUGACUUUACAUUCAAAAUAGCGACCUGAUUUAUUUUAUUUUAGUUGUUUAAUCUGUCUAGGUGUGGUUCACUUUUUAAUUUAUUUCUUCUGAAGGCAUUUAUCAGUUUACAAAUCGCCUCCUCAACUUUGAAGUUUUUAGCCAUUGAUUUCCAUGGAUAAUGUCAUUAGCAGAGCCAACACUCCUCAGAAAAUCCAGUAGAACUUUUGAAGAUUAAGUUUUAGUCAUACUCCUAACUCAUAAGAUUAACUUUUCAUUCUCUAUGUCCACAAUUUUCUUAGAACGAGGAUAGUUGGGAGAAAUGGUAAAUUCCUGGGGUUUUAGCCAUCUUUUAAGACAGUCAUCCCAAGAAGCUCUAGGGGGCAGUGUGAUGUCAUAAAUUUUUGGCAUGGAGGUAUUCGCCAGGGAAUUCACAGAGACAAAAGAUUUCUGAAAACUUGACGACUGCUUGAAAAAUCAAAGAAAAAAAAUUUUUUUUCUGCAGCUGGUGAUUUGUUUCUUCUACAAAAUAAAUCCUCCAAAAGUAGCUGUGAAGUCUGCUUACCAUGCUGGUGGCAUUGCACCAUGUUCAAUAUUUUGUAAUUCAUUGUUCUGUGCUUUCCAUCCAGAUUUUAUCACAGCUGGAAAGAAACACUUCUUUUUGCUGCUGAUGUUUUCUUCCUUUUUUUUUUUUAAAGGAGGUUGUGGGUAGUUUGGUUUUGAAUAAAAUAUAAGCUCUAAAUGCUGCUUUAGUCAUAAUAACUAAAAUACACUCAGUAGAAAUGAAAAUGCCAGAUGUUAGCAUAAGAUAAAAUUCAUUUUCCCUUUUUUUUGUGUGUGAAAGUAUUCUAUUCAUUACAUCCAAACAGAUUCACUUACAUUGAGGUUAAUAUAUGGCUAAUUUUUAGAGAACCUUUAUAUUUGAAGGGCAAGUUGUUCAGAGACAAAUGGGUUGAUUGUGGCAGUCAAACAGUGAAGUAUUUGUGAAGGGGAUUUCUGGCCGCAGCACAUUAAUUACUCAGGUCUUUCCCAAGUUAAACCUCUGCUAUUUCUCUGAAGAAUUGUCCUCUAUGUCCUUUUUGAUCAACUCUCAAGUCACCUUAGAAUCAAAGCCAGAAUAAUUUCUCUCAAAUUCACUCUCAGAUCAUGUGGAUCCUCUGAAAUUAUGAGUCUUUUGAAGUACUGAAGAAACUGAAAAGUGGGCGGGCUUGGAUGUAUAUUCCAGAGUUGCUGAUAAAAAUAGCAAUAGGCAAUAACUAACUACUGCCCUCACAUUGUUUGUAUUAUGUACUCUGUUGAAUUGAGACAAAUUAUACUUACCUUUUUAAUCACCAACCUCAAUCACUGUAAAAAGUAUUAAGAUAUCAAUUAGGUGCUAAAGAAAACACCAAUUAGAGCUUGUCUUGGGCAAAAGUUUAUAAUAACAAUUUAUGAAAAAUUCUCCCUUUGUUACAAAAAUUAUACUUACAGGAAUUUUAAAAAAUCAAACUACGUACAAAUUACUAUAGGAUAGAAUAAUUUUAUUUUUAUGGAAGAUCUAGUAGCAGAGGAACAGGGAGUAACCUGGAAAAUGUUUCUAUCAGUUGAUUGUUUACCGUCAGAACUAUUCUUAAUUUCAAGCUAAUUUAAACUUUCUCCCCUCCCCUCACAAGAAGGGAUUCUAGAAUAUCAGUUGGUAGAUAAUGUAAUGUGUGUAUGUUAACAUGUUCAGGUUUAUGUGUGUAUAUAUGUAUAUGUGUACAUAUAU
This is a messenger RNA of Dromiciops gliroides (monito del monte), 4845 nucleotides long. RefSeq names its product bone morphogenetic protein receptor type 1B (gene BMPR1B). The transcript is spliced from 12 exons. NCBI's taxonomy places the organism in Eukaryota, Metazoa, Chordata, Mammalia, Microbiotheria, Microbiotheriidae. Gene Ontology annotation, cellular component: signaling receptor complex; plasma membrane. The coding region runs from base 316 to 1920 and encodes 534 amino acids. The record is from RefSeq and is a predicted model, not a curated record. Gene Ontology annotation, biological process: protein phosphorylation; cellular response to growth factor stimulus; dorsal/ventral pattern formation. Gene Ontology annotation, molecular function: transforming growth factor beta receptor activity, type I; ATP binding; SMAD binding.